AUGGCGACUGUGAACUCGCGGAGCGAGCGGAGAACACAUGCAGCUGGCGUCCUGCCAAACGCCUUCGUGUACGCGUCUCCAACUGUGCGCUCGUCCUCGUCACUUGCCUCUCCGGUUUCGCGAGAGCAUGCGACGGACCACCUCGCCGGUGGUCCCGCAGGAGCCGGCAAGCUGCCUCCGGACGGGUCUCCCUUCGACGGCGGCGUGGCUUCCCCCGUCACUCUCGCGGUGACUAGCGAAUCCGCCACGCGCGCGACGGAGGGCGCUUUUUCGCCAUCUCCGUCGCCGUUCACUGCGGUUGCGGGGGGCCUGAACGGCACCACGAUAUCCGGGUCUUCUCCCCCUUGGCGCGGCGCUCCGCCGCAACUCGUAGUCUCUUCGCUGAAUUGCGCCCCUACGGCUUUUCUUUCACGCACUGCAGAGACUGCGCCUGCGCCACGGGGCACGAAUCAGCCUCCCAGCGACCGCGCGAGGCCUGGAGGCAAUGCAAGGGGACAGCAGCAGUCUUUGGGAGCUUUUGCCCCGGCGCGUGUGGCGCACGAAGGGACACUCGCGCCCGGCCCCGCAGCCUCCUCCCACGCAGAGACGGGCGAAGUCGCAUUCUUGACUCCUCCUGGCGCGAGUCUUCCGCCCCACAUUGUGUUUCAGCGGCGAGUUCUGGCUGCUCAGCAGGUCCCCCCUUCACGCUUCGACAACGCCUUCUGUGCAUGGCUGGGCGCCACGCGGAACGGCUGGCGAGGAGAGGCGACGCAUGCAGUCGCGGCGGGGGCGAGGUCGCUGGCCCCUGCCCGCGGCCAGAGGAAGUCCCCUUCUUCGCAAGUCCAGAUUCAGGUGUUCUCCGCACUGCGCACCGAGGCCUCGCCUCCCACGUCUGGCGCUGCUUCUUCACGGCCCGCCAGACUGCACCCCGGAGGUCCCCCGUCGUCGGCUUAUAGUCGGGCGACCACGUGUCCAGUUGCCGGGCGCCAGGGGGGGGAAGCCUUCACACAGCCCCAGAGGACCGCCGCUUCGGCUUCCCCCGCAACGGCAGAGAGGGCGCGAGAAGUGCAGGCGGCGCAGCCAGCGGAAGGAUCUCCAAGACAGCGGCCGCGGAGCAGCGGCGCAUCCUCCACUCGUGGGAGAGGAAGAGGGGAGGCGGAGGGGCUGAGGCAGCACGUCGUUGAGUUACGAACCGGAGCCCAUCCCAAGGCCCGGUCGCGGAGACUGUAUGUAGACAGAGAAGAAGACAUUGCGGCGAAGCUUGUGGGACAAGUCGUCGAGAAAGUUCCGGGGCACAUUGCCGUCUGGGUUCGCCAAGGUCGGCAGCUAGUGUCUCCACAGGCGGCGAGGCUCGCGCCCUCUUCGGCAGCUGCGUCAGCGCACCAGGGGCAAGGCCACGGCUCCUCCUCCACCUUGGUCACCUACGCGCUUCGCUACCUUCCCGAGCCCGCGCUACACACCGUGGUGAUUGACAAUCGCCAGCACAUCCUCGCGUCCACUGCUCGGCACUCGAAAAGCGAAAAGCACACCGACUCGCUGCCCCAGAACGUCGCCCCGGUGCGGAUUGUUCCGCAUCUCUUUGGGCCGCACGCGCCGCGCCGCCUCGACUGCCUUUCGGCGUCUGGGCGCCUGCAGGCGUGUCGCCCUGCGUCGCCUGUCCCUCGGCGUGCGUCGCCGGGGACUGCCGAGCUCCCGAACGGCGGGGCAGAGCCUGUGGGGCGCGGGAGCGAAGAUGGUCCGCGAGUCCGCGGCGGAGUGGAAGGCGGACCCGCCCGCGGAGCCGCUCCCUCGACGCCUCCGCCGCCUUCGCACUUUCUCCAUUCGACUUGUGCUCGUGGACCUGCACAGCCCGAGGCGCCGUCGGGCGUCGCGGCGUCGGCACCUCGAGAGACUCGCCCUCGUGCCUCCCCGGAUCGAGCCGGCUCCGUCCUCUCUCGUGCAGCGGGGUUCGCGUUCUGCCGGCCGGAGACAGCCACGCGCUGCGGUGGGGGGUACUUUAGACCUCUCGUGUCGUGUUGCUUCGAGGACACGGCGACGCCGCGCCUCCUCAUUCCUCUGGAACGCCGAGAGGGCCCGUCGAGGCCUGCUGCCGAGGCUGCGCGUCCGGCGGUUCCGCUCUCGCGCCCGCUCGUGUCUCCGCCCCAGGCAGGCGCCGCCCCGCCUGGGCAGCGUCCGGAAGUCAAGGAAGCCCAGCCAGCGACGCAGAGAGAGCGCGACCGCGCACGGCCCGCGGGAGAUCGGGAGGGGCGCGGGGCCGUCGCCGCAGGAGACUCCGAACCCUCCGCAGUCAGGAAAGUCCCCGUGAAGCGCAGCAUGUCGGUGGGGGUCAGCACAACCGUCAAUGCAGUCGGGCAGCUUUGUGUGGGACCUGAGCAUCUGCGACGCCGGAGCAGCGACAUCUUUUGCCCCACGCACCUUUUCGAGCCGUCUUCCGGGCGCCGCAAUGAAUGGCAGCCGCCGCUCCUCGACUCGCGGGCGAUGCCCCCAGAGAGUGCCGCGGGCCGUGGCGUGCCUGGCCACGUCGUGGAGUAUUUUUUCCUGGAUGCAUGCGCAGCGGCGCGAACGGGGAAGCGCGCGGCCGGCGCCGAUGCGGACCCGGCGACAGACAGCCUGGCCGCGCCUUCGGGGGACAGCCGGGACGCCAGGCCUCUUGCGUUCGACGCGGGCCUCCCGGGGGCGGCGGACGCAGGCGCCGCGGCUGCGUCACGCUCGUCUUCGCGUUCGUCUUUGUCCCUUCGCUGGGACUCGCGGGGUCACGUGGAUCCUUCCGAGGCGACGCCGCCUCGCAGCGCGGCGGGGCGGGGAACCGGCCGUCGAGGCCUCUACAGAAGCGUCAGCCACACGGCGGCCUUUGUCGAGUGCAGGCGCGCGACUUGCGAGAUCUACGCGCUGGAAGACGAGGCGUUCAGCGAUUCGGCGAGUCUCCCGCCCCUCGAGUUGGGCACGCGCCGCGGGACCUCGGCCUCGCCAGGCGCCGCCCGAAGCGCGUCUGUGGAGCCCAGCGCGGAGCCGUUGGGGGAAGGGGCCCUUCUCCCCUCGCUCCCGCCGAAGGACAACGCCGUGGCAGAGUGGCUGUUGAUGAGUGGGGCGAGUCUCUCGGGCCUCGACCUCGCCCAGCUCGGAUGCCCGCCGCAGCCGCGUGCUGCCUCGAGGGAAGAGACGCCGAGCCAGACUGCGCGACCCGAGGGAGGCUGCAUGCGCGCGGAGUCCGGAGAUGCCCGCGAGGGGAGCGAGGCGAAGACGAGUGCGGAGACAAACCCGAGAGAGGAUCGAGGAAGUCCACCGAUGCCGGCAGAGACGGAGGCGAAAACGGUGCAGAAGCCUCGAAAGAACGCCCCACCGUCGCCGCCCCAAGCCGCUCGUCUUUUUGCUCAGAGCCAAGAAGAGCGCAGACGCGUCGCUGCUCUCUUGGUCCGCAGGCUGUCCCAAGGCCCAGCGGUAGACGAAAGGAAACCGACCGAGAAUCCGUCCGCGCGGUUCAGCGAAAACGACCCGCGAAACGGAGACACAGAGGGCCCCCGAGAAGGCACCACGCGUGUCAGAGAACUCGCGAAAAAGUGGGACCGCGGCGCUUCGCAAAGCAGGCAAAUCAGCAGACGCUCCAGCUCGAGUAUUCCGUCCCCACGAACCCGAGGGCACGAGCGCUUUGGAUCAGGCUCAGUGGACUACGACGACGGAGUUGGUGCAGUGUAUGCGCGUUUUGGCAGUGUCGCAGAACGUUAUUUGCAGAAUUUGAAACGGCCCUCUUCCGUUUUCUCCUCGGAGGAGUCGUCCACGCGGACUUCGGCGUGUCGCCGCUUCUCAGAGUCCCCGCGGGGCGAAGGCAGCUUGCGUGGCGAUGACGGGAGGCAGGUAGGCGUCGUCAGAGGCGUGCGCGAGGAAAUCGUUUCGUGCGCAGAUGCGGCGAGUCGCGACGGCGACGGCGCCUCGCCUUCGCGCGGGCCUUCGGGGACUGUCGAGAAAGAAGGAAACGAGGCUCUCGAAGAGCCGGAGCAGGCACUCGCUCUCCAGUAG
This is a messenger RNA of Neospora caninum, 3993 nucleotides long. RefSeq lists its product as hypothetical. The record is from RefSeq and is a predicted model, not a curated record. The transcript is spliced from 6 exons. The coding region runs from base 1 to 3993 and encodes 1330 amino acids. NCBI's taxonomy places the organism in Eukaryota, Apicomplexa, Conoidasida, Eucoccidiorida, Sarcocystidae.